Messenger RNA from Hippoglossus stenolepis (Pacific halibut), 7802 nucleotides. It is a transcript of the gene kctd3, whose product is annotated as potassium channel tetramerization domain containing 3. Gene Ontology annotation, molecular function: protein binding. The transcript has 19 exons. The record is from RefSeq and is a predicted model, not a curated record. The coding region runs from base 375 to 2981 and encodes 868 amino acids. NCBI's taxonomy places the organism in Eukaryota, Metazoa, Chordata, Actinopteri, Pleuronectiformes, Pleuronectidae. Gene Ontology annotation, biological process: protein homooligomerization.
GCUCUCGCCUCGGCUGCAAACGUCUGUACAGCUGUUUUCACGUUGCUAAAAUUCUGCGCAAGAUAUUAUUCACGAUGAUUUACAUGCGCAGCAGCGAUGGUAACAGGCUCAGUGGCGGAUAAAGGAGUCGCUGUGUGUCCAUCCUCUGGUUAAAAAGCUCCGUCUCUCCUCGCCCACCAUGCGGAGGGUCAGCGACACAGACGCCGUCCUCACAGGUCGUGUGUGAGGGGUCUUUUAUGGAAGGUGGGACGAGGGAGAGGUCGUGAGGCUGAGGGAGAGUCGGGACAUCAGCUGAGCGUUAGCAAAGCUAGCUGCGACGAGUGUAACGGAGCGGCCACUUUCCCUCCGACCACCCCAGCAGGUUCGAUUCCGCCAUGGCCACGAACGGCAACAAUUUGCCGCCCGGGAUGGGGGAGAUCAUCCAGCUAAACGUCGGCGGGACGAGGUUCAGCACCUCCAGACAGACCCUGAUGUGGAUCCCAGAUUCCUUCUUCUCCAGUUUGCUGAGUGGAAGGAUAUCCACUCUUCGGGAUGAAACGGGAGCUAUAUUUAUUGACAGAGACCCCACAGCUUUUGCACCAAUUUUGAAUUUUCUCCGAACCAAAGAAUUGGACCUGCGGGGUGUCAACAUCAGCGUCCUGAGACAUGAAGCAGAGUUUUAUGGGAUAACUCCUUUAGUGCGGCGCCUGUUGCUGUGUGAGGAACUGGACCGCUCAUCAUGUGGUAGUGUUCUCUUCCAUGGUUACCUGCCACCCCCAGCCAUCCCGGCCCGUAAAUCGAGUGCUGCUUCAGCAGCGUCGGCUUCCUCCUCUGAAGAGCGGCCGGGCCCGAGUGGAGCAGAGGGCUUCACCCGUGUCGGUCCCCCUCCUCACCCUUCCCUCCCUGCUUCACCUGGAGCAGAUGACAACCACAAACUGGGUCCCAUUGUUGACCCCAGGAAGGUGUUGAUUGUAGCAGGUCACCACAACUGGAUCGUAGCAGCUUACGCACACUAUGUCAUCUGCUACAGGAUAAAGGAAUCCUCAGGAUGGCAGCAGGUGUUUUCUUCCCCCUACCUCGACCGGACCAUUGAACGCAUCGCGCUUAAUGCCAAGGUGGUGGGUGGCCCGCAUGGAGACAAGGACAAGAUGGUGGCCGCCGCCUCUGAAAGCAACAUCAUCCUCUGGAGCAUCCAAGAUGGAGGCAGUGGUAAUGAGAUAGGUGUGUUCAGUCUCAGUGUACCGGUUGAUGAUCUCUUUUUCAUUGGGAACCAGCUGGUGGCUACGAGCCACACAGGGAAGGUGGGGGUGUGGAAUGCUGUCACACAACACUGGCAGGUUCAAGAUGUGGUUCCCAUCACCAGCUGUGACACAGCAGGAUCCUUUUUACUCCUGGGCUGCAACAAUGGGUCCAUCUACUACAUAGACAUGCAAAAGUUUCCACUGAGGAUGAAGGAUAAUGAUCUUCUGGUGACUGAGCUCUAUCACGACCCAUCAAACGAUGCCAUCACCGCGCUGUCUGUCUACCUCACACCUAAAACCAGUGUGAGUGGGAACUGGAUAGAGAUCGCCUAUGGGACGAGCAGCGGUGCAGUGAGAGUGAUCGUGCAGCACCCGGAGACAGUGGGCUCAGGCCCCCAGCUCUUUCAGACGUUCACUGUGCACAGGAGCCCCGUGACGAAGAUCAUGCUGUCUGAGAAACAUCUGGUGUCAGUGUGCGCGGACAACAAUCACGUUCGGACGUGGACGGUGACACGUUUCAGAGGCAUGAUCUCCACCCAGCCAGGCUCCACCCCUCUGGCCUCCUUCAAAAUCCUGUCCCUGGAGGAGACGGAGAGCCACGGGAGCUACUGCUCUGGGAAUGAUAUCGGUCCAUUUGGAGAACGAGACGAUCAGCAGGUUUUUAUUCAGAAGGUCAUCCCGAUCACCCACAAACUGUUUGUGAGGCUCUCAUCUACUGGAAAAAGGAUCUGUGAAGUGCAGUCAGUGGAUGGGACCACCAUCUCUUGCUUCAUGGUGCGGGAGUGCGAAGGUUCCAGUCGGAUGGGGUCCCGACCUCGGCGCUAUCUGUUCACUGGCCACGGCAACGGCAGCAUCCAAAUGUGGGACCUGACCACUGCGAUGGACACGGCUAACAAAGGAGAGGAGAGGAAGAAAGAGGAGGCAGGUGGGCCUACAGAGGAGGAGCUGCUGCAGCUGUUGGACCAGUGCGACCUGAGCACCUCCCGCUGUGCCACACCAAAUAUUAGCCCUGCCCCGUCUGUGCUGCACCACACACGCCUGCGAGAGUCCUGCUCCAGUUUGCAAUUACAGGCACAGGAGCCCAUUCCUGAGAGUCAGGCUACUUAUGCAGCUGUGCGGCCCUACAGAGAGAGCCCCCUGCUGGCCCGUGCUCGACGAACAGAGUCCUUCCACAGCUACCGAGACUUCCAGAACUUCAGCCUGAAUCGGGGUGUCCUGGAGGGCACAGGUCAGACGUCAGCCCAGGGCCCCAGCCCUGUCACUGACGCCCGCCGCUCACUCUGUGACUUUGGGCCUGAGGACAGUGAGAGGAGAGCCUCAACGUUUGAGUUCUGGGCUUGUCGAACCACCUGUGCCAGCUCUAGCACGAACGUUGCAGCUUUGAUUGCUGGGGCUGUUUCUGGGGUGAGGGCAGAAGGUGCUCAAGAAACUUCACGCCAACCUCCGGACAGCCCGAUUCCAGGGGGAGACGUCAGAAAAAAGGUGCACCCAACGGAGGAGGGAGAGGGCGUGGGCUUCGGAGGAGAUGGGGCAAAGUCAGAGGGAGGUGUGAGGAAAAGGGGAGUACUAGAAGGAGGCUUUCUAGGGAGGAAGAGGGCUCCUCCAGUUCCUCACCUCUCCUCCCUCCCCUCCGGGUCUGAUGGUGGCGGCAGCGACUCAUCUGCAAAUGCCUCCCCCUCCCCGACCAAACUGGCCUCCUCCACCUCACCGCGACACAGGAAGCUGGCCCCUGAGCUGUCCAAUCAGGACAGCAGCCUGUGACAGCGCAACAGGCCCACCUCCAAUUAUUCUGAUCCUAGUCAGUGGAAUCAUUUCAUGCAGGCGUCCUGUUGAACUUACUGCGUCAGACUGGAUAUGAAGCAGGGUUCGAGGUGUAAAUGGGUAAAUGAUUUGUUUGUUUUGGGAGCCCACACGUAAUGACAGGUUUUUCACUAUGUUUGAUCCCAAGGCUGAAAAUCUUUUUAUGUUAACAUUACACCUGCACUUGAAGCGGGACAUCUCACCCGGAGCGGGACUAUAUUUUCUGUUUGAUCACUCUGGUGAAAUGAUUCUGUUUGUUUUUGGUGUGGGCUUUAAUCUCAAAAGAUCAGUGAUGGGGUCAGAGCUUUGAGACAAGAGUCUGAUAGAAGUGUGCCAGCUCAGUUCGGGAGAACAUCUGGGAUAGAUAGUUGUUGUUCAUGUGACAGCUGUACAAACAUACAGUCACUACAGAAGGAGGUAACAGUCUCUGUGUUCUGGUAUCGUGAAGAGUGUGUAGCGGCCUUUUUGGUUUGACGCACGAUCAGGUGUCAGGCCACAGAUAAGACUAAAUCCAUUAAGUCAUCAAGGUUCAUUAAAAUGAAAAAAGAUAGUACGGCACAGUACUAGUCACAGAACAGGGUUUUUUGAUUCUAUCUGAGGAGAGUGUAGCUUGUGAGAUCAUUAAACAGCUACACAAUAGAAGCAAGAAAGAUACACCCCUUGUUCUUUUAUCAGAUUUGUAAAGUGUUGGCAUUCAUACUCUGGUACGAAUGACUGACCUUAACAAUUUAAACACAAAGCAUCCAGAUUCAAACAGAAGUCACAUGAAACAUUUCUUGAGAUCUUAAAAUAACAAUUAUUUUUCAUUCUCGAGAAAUCUGUCGUGUUCUUUUUGAAUUUAUUUGUUCGUCUACAAAAUAUCAGAUCUUAUUAUUAAACUAUCCAGUACACAAUGAUAUAAAACACGAAAAAGAUGCACAUCCUCACAUUGGAGAAGCUGCAACCAGCAAGUUGCUGAAAAGUUCAUCAUCUCUGACUACAUGUGCAAUUUGUCGUACCCUCGCCAGAAUCCUGGCAGCUACUUGAAUCGAUAUGUCCCAAAAAUACACAACAGUUAUUGUUGACAGAGCAGUGACAGUAGAAGUGAACAGACAGCGAGCAGUGAAGUCAGCUUGUGGCUCCAUCACGCAGUAAAACCUCUUUAGGUUUGAUAUUCGACAGCUCAGUGACAACUAUGCAACAGUGGAGUUAUGAUGCACGACAGCUAAAACAGACAUGAAGUCACGAGGAUCGCCAAAUAGUGAGACUCAUGGAUGAUGACCUGAAAAACAAUGAAUCCUCAAACCUGCUUUUCACUGCAGCUGGUUGUUUAACUUGUUUAUUAUUAACUGGCAAACUGCUUAUUGUUGUAGCGACGAGCAUCACACUCUGCAAAAUGUGACAUUUACAGUACAGUCCAACAAUCUGAGGCAUUUAAUACAAUAUUUGUAAACUGGAAAACAAAUUGGUGGCACACAACUGAAACCUCAUAAACUGAUUUUUCCAUUGAAGAUGCCAGAGUAGCACUAACACUGACAGUGAUCACCUUUAGGUACUUUUUAAAUUGGAACAAAAUCUGUUUUCAAUGCUUUAUGGUUUUUAUGUGACCCUUUUCUUAUAUAUCUUAACAGAGAAAAAUCAUUUGGUGCAUGCUUUACACCUCUGCUCAUAGUUCUUAUAGUGGUGCCUGCACAAGAUUACACUUAUUAUUAUUUAUAUAUUUUUUUACAGUAUCACAAUAUAACUACACUCACUACAAGGACCUACACUACAUCACUUUACUCCCUGUUUUAAAAAUCUUUAAUGUGUCUUGUUUUGGACGACUGUUGCAGUGCCUUAUUUGUGUGACAGUUAUUGGUUGAAAAGGAUUCUGACCAAAGGCUUGUGAUGAUGGAGCUCCUAGUGGAGCCACAAAUGAUAGAUUUAUACCAGGUCAAAUCAGGUUGGUGAUCAUUUGAAUUAAGAGGCAUUAGGUAUCUAUUGGAAACAAUCCUGGAGGACGCUCUAACUGGAAGCUCCUCCUCUUUUCCUCUGGGGAACUUUAAUCUCCAGCUUGUUCUUGGAAAGGUAAAACAGUGUGUAUGUAAGAGACACAAGUAAAGCACCUUGGUUAUAUAGUAAUAUAGUAGUAGGCUUGAAGGACUGGAUAGUACAAAUUAAAAUGACAGCAACCUUUAUUUGGCGGUGAAGCUGUUUCUUUCCUGUUCCAACAUGUUGGAUCCAACAUAAGACUUCCACUUCCUGUUUGUGUGGAUUAAGUUACCGAAACCCAGACCAGCUCCUGAUUUUUGGUACUUUGUUAGAACUGUGUGGACAACAUGCUGUAAAAAAUACACGACGAUAAAAAAAGAUAGAUAUAAUUAGAAAAAACCUCCUGAAAUGUUAAUUAUAAUUUGCCAAAUCGAGCAGCUAUUUAACCUCAUUCAUUGUGUCUCAUUUCAGUAUAAAACAUAAACAGACGUCAUCGUCAAUGCCUGUACAAACACGUGCAUUUUGAUAUAACUGUGCAGAAAGUAGACAAACAUAUUCAAGACAAAGUCCUAACAUGGAUGCAUUGAUGUGUGUUGAUACACUGUUGUUUGUCAUAUAUAUAUAUUGUGAAUAAUCAUAUCCAUGUAUGAUGCCUAUAUUGAUAUUACCCUGCUAUUGGACCUUACUGCGUUUGCACUUGCACUAUUUAGACUAAUAUUAAAGUAACUUUCUAUUGUUUAUUUUAUAUAAAAUAUAAAGUUAAAAGUGUGUUUCAGCACAUAACUGAGUGUCCUCUGAAAACAUCUCGUGUCCUCGGUCGUCCCUCGUUUCCUCUCUGGCUGUGUUUACAUUACAUGAUAUCACAUUACAGCCAGCUUAAUGUGAGCUUACAUAUCUGGAUCUGGACAUCACUGUGUGUGUGUGUGUGUGUGUUAGAAAUGCUGCAUUAUGUUAUAAUGUUUUGUUGGUUCAUUGCCUUUUUAUUGCCUACAACACUGAUUCUAAUGUUUUAUUUUACAAUGUGUAGACUGGAAUGGUUUACUUUUUCUUUUCUUUUUUUAAAUAAUAAUUAUCAUGCAUGUUUUAAUACAUCGUGUAGAACAACAAGACCAAUUGUUCUGUGAUAAUUAACUUUACUCCAGUUUUCCAGGUCAAUGUUAUCAACCACAGAUGAAUAUUAAUAGAAAACAUAAAUUAAAAAACAUAUUUGCGAUCUGAGAUAUGUCAACCUUUGAAAACCGUGUGUCUGAUGACUUGACAAUUAAUUCAAACAAACUUAUCAAUGCUAAAUAUUAAUAAUUUAAAAAAAAGUUACAGCUGUUUAUGUUGAACCUGCAGUUUCACCUUUAAAUCUGGACGCAGUAAUAAGACAAACAGGUUGAAUGAGGUAUGAGGUGCUGCCAGUCAUUGCUGAGUUGUUAGCACCUGGUUUGUGGGGAUCACUUGCCAAAGUGCACAAUCUUUGUUUUGUUAGCGUGUCACAUAGGUGUGUGUGUGUGCGUGUUUCCCCAGCGCUUUCAUUUCACUAACCUUCUCAUUCAGACAGUCUCCUCUCUGAGACGCCGUCUGUCGUCAUUGUGAUUUAUGAGUUUAAUAAAACCCUGUGUGUGUGUGUGUGUUAGUGUGUGUAGCUCAGGGCCAUACUGUCCCUUACAAUCACUCCACAAGCUCUUUUCACAGCCUCUCCCUCUCUCGGUGGCUGACAAUAGCUGUGAAUGUGGCUGUGAAUGUUUUAGAAGUGCCCUUGUCAGACUGGCGUCCUUGAGCGGAGGCAGGGUUGUUACUGCCAGUUUUUUAAUUUCAAACUUGCCUUGACGCCCCCUCGAGGGACGCAGGAGCAAAACUAAACUACAGCUGCAGAGUUUCGACGCAGACGCGGGCCCCUCUGUGUGUUGGUGCUGGUGUGGGAUUGUGCUAACUGGAAGUAGCUGUGCAGCUGAUGGCACAUAUGUGUUUUACAAACUCAACACAUGAGCUUUGUGUAGCAUUCAACUCUGUAUUCCUACUGUUUGUAAUAAUGUGUUAUAACAAGUGUAAUCUGUUAGUUACAGCAACACAAUGCAACUUUUUCACCUUAAAUUGCAGCAGAUGAGUUCGAUGAUGCACCGACUUUGAAUUUGAAGAAAGGUGCAUUAAUUCCCACUCCUCUGUUCUUACUUUAUGUAACUUUGGUGAGCGAGUGUGAUCUCUGUUCAUCUGAAUUGUUCAAACGUAAUGCCGAACUAUAGAUCAGUUAAAAAGACUCAUUAGAAACCAACCAAACUUUUAAAAUAUGAAGAAUUCUAGACAGAGUUUGGUGUAUUUGUUACAGCGGCAGCUCUUCUGGUUCAGGAAGCCGGGGAUCAUGGGUAAUAUCCAGCAUGCAGUUGUGUUUCAGCUCAGUGAGAGGGACUACGCAGUCAGAGCUCCCGUCAACAGAACAGAAUCUAUCUUUACAUGUGGCUGCAGAGGGCGCUGUUGCCCAGUAAAAGUUACAUUGUGUUGCUUUAAAUUUCUUAUGCUCGUCUGUUCGUCACUCCUACACACACACACUAAUGCAAAUCGUUCACCUGUUUGUGUAAAACAUAGCUUCCAUCAUUGUUUUUCUACAACUGAAAUUAAUAUUUAAACCACAAUAGCACAAUAUUACUCGUCACGGAAAAAAUGUUCAUGUAUCACUCGUGGAGUUUUGGUCCUUUAUCAUUUUGAUGCCUUCUUGUCCCUAAUGAACUAAUUUUAUUAUUCAUGGCUUGAACAUGGACAUGAUGUGUUUUGUGUCUUUUAUUUUGACAUGCUGCUUUUUAAAUAUUAAUGUCUCUGUUCACAAUGGAGUAAAAAACAAUAUUACACAUC